Marmota flaviventris (yellow-bellied marmot) is the source of this 1173-nucleotide messenger RNA. It is a transcript of the gene Necab2, whose product is annotated as N-terminal EF-hand calcium binding protein 2. Gene Ontology annotation, cellular component: cytoplasm. Gene Ontology annotation, biological process: regulation of amyloid precursor protein biosynthetic process. The record is from RefSeq and is a predicted model, not a curated record. Gene Ontology annotation, molecular function: calcium ion binding. Lineage: Eukaryota; Metazoa; Chordata; Mammalia; Rodentia; Sciuridae.
GCGCGCCUGUGCAGGGCCGGCGCGCACAGGCUGCUCCGGGAGCCGCCGCCGCAGGGCCGGGCGCUGGGCGGGCUGCUGCGCUGGGUGGGCGCCAGGAUGGGCGAGCCCCGGGCGCCGCUGGUCCCCGACGCCCCCGCCGCGGACCCCGGCCCCGCCGCGCCGCGCGGGGGCACCGCCGUCAUCCUGGACAUUUUCCGACGUGCGGACAAAAAUGAUGACGGGAAGCUGUCCUUGGAGGAAUUCCAGCUCUUCUUCGCCGAUGGCGUCCUCAACGAGAAGGAGCUGGAGGACCUCUUCCACACCAUCGACUCCGACAACACCAACCACGUGGACACCAAGGAGCUGUGUGAUUAUUUUGUGGACCACAUGGGAGACUACGAGGAUGUCUUGGCGUCCUUGGAGACACUGAAUCACUCUGUCCUGAAGGCCAUGGGCUACACCAAGAAGGUGUAUGAGGGCGGGAGCAACGUGGACCAGUUUGUGACCCGCUUCCUCCUGAAGGAGACGGCCAAUCAGAUCCAGUCUCUGCUGAGCUCUGUGGAGAGUGCGGUGGAAGCCAUCGAAGAACAGACUAGCCAGAUCCGACAGAACCACGGCAAGCCCGACCACGGGGGCAUGGGCACCUGGUAUGGAAGCCCCUCUCCUCCCCAUGCCCCCAACCACAAGCUCAUGGCUGUGGAGCCAGGGAAGAGCCUGCCAUCUGUCACUGGGGACCCAAAGGAGGAGGGUCUAGAAGCCCAGAUCAGCCGGCUGGCAGAAUUGAUUGGGAGGCUGGAGAACAAGACACUGUGGUUUGACCUGCAGCAGCGCCUCUCGGAUGAAGAAGGCUCCAAUAGGCACCUGCAGCUUGUCCGGCAGGAGAUGGCCGUGUGCCCCGAGCAGCUGAGCGAGUUCCUGGACUCCCUGCGACAGUACUUGCGGGGCACCGCUGGAGUAGGGAGCUGCUUCCACAUUGCCGCUGUGAGGUUGUUGGACGGCUUCACCUUCGUCAUCUAUGAGUUCUGGGAGACAGAGGAGGCGUGGAAGAGGCACCUGCAGAGCCCCGUGUGCAAGGCAUUCCGGCACGUCAAGGUGGACACACUGCGCCAGCCGGAGGCCCUCUCCCGGAUCUCAGUGCCAGCCGCUUGGUGCACCGUGGGCCGAGACUGACCGCCGCUGAAGCUGUGGAGGCAG